AUGGCAACAAUAAAUCCACUAGUAAACAAGCCACUUGGCAGAUCAAAUACAACAGCACUUCAUAACCUUGGAGGAGGUGUCAUUGGAGAUGAAAACAAGAUCCCAGCCAAGGUAUCGGCACUCGAUAAGGCAAAGAGUGGAGUCACCCUCAAGUCUCGUGGUGCUCUAUCAGAGAUUACCAACAAUACCAUCUCUGGUGUCGUAGGUAAAUCAGGCAAGAGCAUGAUUGCACCUUCUGCAGUUUUGCCACAACAAUCAAACAUUGUUCCAAGAAUUGUAUCAACAAGAGCCAAGAGUGAACUUGGUAAUCUUAGAAACCAACAACCAACCAAAUUGCAAAAGUUGGAAAACUCGGCCAUUCCAACUCACAUGCCAUCGGAACAUAUGAUUGAUACCGACCAAGACAAGGACGCAAUGAUUGAUGAUGUCCAUAUGGUCGAAGCCGAACAACCUGAAAAUAUCGAUAUCUUUGAUGCCCAUGAUCCACAAUGUGUCGGGGAAUAUGUUAAUGAUAUCUUUGCUUAUUAUAGAGAUAAAGAGAUUGCUGAUAGAAUUGAUGGAGAUUAUAUUCAUGGACAACAACUUAUUAAUGAAAAGAUGAGAGCCAUAUUGAUUGAUUGGAUGAUGGCUGUACAUGUUAGAUUCAAGAUGAUUUCAGAGACCUUUUUCUUGUCUGUCAAUAUUGUCGAUCGUUAUUUGAGCAAGGUGUCGAUCCCAGUGGGCAAGUUGCAGUUGGUUGGCAUCACCUCGAUGUUGUUGGCUGCCAAGUAUGAGGAAAUCUACUCGCCACAAAUCAACGACUUUAUUGUCACUAGUGACAAUGCCUGCACCAGGGAAGAGGUGUUGCUCAUGGAGCGUAACAUCUUGUCUGCCUUGCAAUUCCACUUGACUACCACCACUCCAUUGCACUUUUUGCGUCGUUUCUCCAAGGCUGCCGGAUCCGACUCGCGCACCCACUCUCUCUCCAAGUAUCUCACCGAGUUGUGUAUGCUCGACUCUAAGCUCCUCAAGUACCUCCCAUCCAUGAUUGCCGCCGCGUGCAUCUAUGUUGCCCGUCGCAUGACCAACAGAUGUGGACCAUACUGGAACGUCACCCUCGAAUACUACACUUGCUACAAGGAAUCCGAUGUUAUUGCCUGUGCCCACGAAAUCAACCUUUUAAGAAAGGGCGAAGAUCACACCACUCUCAGAGCCACCAAGAAAAAAUAUUUGUCACCAAAGUUGAUGGAAGUUGCUGCUAUUCCUCCAGUUGAUUUAUAA
This is a messenger RNA of Cavenderia fasciculata, 1260 nucleotides long. It is a transcript of the gene cycB, whose product is annotated as cyclin. Gene Ontology annotation, cellular component: cyclin-dependent protein kinase holoenzyme complex; cytoplasm; nucleus. The transcript is spliced from 3 exons. Bases 1 to 1260 code for a protein of 419 amino acids. Gene Ontology annotation, biological process: mitotic cell cycle phase transition; regulation of cyclin-dependent protein serine/threonine kinase activity. The record is from RefSeq and is a predicted model, not a curated record. Gene Ontology annotation, molecular function: cyclin-dependent protein serine/threonine kinase regulator activity. Lineage: Eukaryota; Evosea; Eumycetozoa; Acytosteliales; Cavenderiaceae.